AUGCCUGACCCCUUCUUCGCCUCUACAAAAACAAGAAAACGAAAACGAAGUACUUCAGUUGCAGAUGGGUCUUCUUCACGCAAACCCAACUCGAAGCUAAAGGCCGGUGGAGGAGGUCGAGCGAAAUCUUCAACAACUACUCCGAGCAAACGCGCACGAGCUCUGGAUGAGGAGCUCUCAGACAAGACGAGCGACGAUGAGGGUAGCAUUGGGGACAUGGACCUCCGCGCGGACGAUGUGGAUGAUGGAGCGAGUGGUGAAGAGGACGAAAAUGAGACUCCAGCCGAGAAGAGGUUGCGUUUAGCAAAGUUGUAUCUCGAGAGCGUCAAAUCCACACUUGCGGACGGAGAAUAUGAUGCAGCAGAGAUCGACAAGGAGCUCAUUUCCUCGAGAUUAAAGAAAGACGUCCUAGAGCAUUCAGGAAAAGUUCACAAGUUUAUCGCUGAUUCUUUCAACUUUGAAUCCCCACCAGCAGCCUCCCUCCGCGUCCGAGGUCACCGUUUCUCAAUCACAUCCGCCGUCGCAACCGAGUCUGGAAAAUACCUCUUAACCGCCGGCAAAGAAGGGAACAUCAUCAAAUGGGACCUCCAUACCGGUAAAAAACUGGCUACAUUCUACAAACAGCGGCCAGAAGCUUCGACUUCAGCGAAGGGUAAAGGAAAAGGAAAGGUUGCUGGAGGUGCAGCGGCGGCUAUCGAGGGACAUACGGAUGAGAUCUUGGGGUUGGCAGUGAGCGGGGACGAAAAAUUGCUCGCGAGUGCAGGGAGGGACAAAACAGUCGGGAUAUGGGACCUCGAAGCCGACAAAUGGGUGAAAGGCUUCUCAGGUCACCUAGCUCAUAAAGAUGCUGUCUCGUCAGUAGCUUUCAAAAAAGCCUCCCAACAACUUUAUUCUGGCUCCUUUGACCGUACAGUCAAAGUCUACGAUCUCACACCAGGUGUGAUGGGCUAUGUCGAGACGCUCUUUGGUCACCAAGACCAUAUCCUCGCUUUGGACGCUCUCCGGGGAGACAACUGUCUCUCCGUCGGUGCCCGCGACAAGACCGCGCGGUAUUGGAAAAUUCUCGACGAAACGCAACUGGUGUUUCGUGGAGGUGGACGGUCGCGGAUCCGCGAAGUCCUAGAAGGUGGAUUACAAGGGGAUGAAGAAGGGGAUAUCAACGAGGAUGAUGACAUGGACGUGGAUGGUACUGCAAAGCGAAAAAAGAAGGCAGAGGACGAGUCGAAGCAGUUUAUUGAAGGGUCGUUGGAAUGCAUUGCGAUGUUAGACGAGACUACUUUCUUGACUGGUGGUGAUAGCGGCUCGAUAUGUCUCUGGAAUACCCAGAAGAAGAAACCCAUCUUCACUCAACCCGUUGCGCAUGGCUUCCACGAAACACACUCGUCAACCGAGGGUCUGCUAAAAUCUCCACGCUGGAUAACGGCUCUCGGCACACUGCGAUACUCUGACCUAUUCUUUUCUGGCUCUUGGGAAGGAAAUCUGCGGAUAUGGAAGCUCGACUCCAAACUCAAAUCCUUCUCACUCAUCGGGGCCAUCCCGGCGCCAGGCGUAGUUAACUCACUUCAGAUUCUUCAGGCUCCGAAAACUUUAUCCAAAACGGCAUCUUGGAUAUCUUCUCCACAAUCGCAGUCUACAUCCACAUCAUCGCCCUCGAAAGACAAAGACGAUUCCACCCUUCAGACAAAACAAGACCCAAAACUCAAAACGAAACCGAAGCCCAAGGACGACGAGGACAGCAUUCUGGUUGUGGUUGGAUUGGGUCAAGAGCACCGGUUAGGGCGGUGGUUGAAGGUUACGGAGAAUGGGGCUGUGAAUAGCACACAAGUGUUGCUUUUCUCGCCUUCGUCGUAA
Messenger RNA from Coprinopsis cinerea okayama7#130, 1851 nucleotides. RefSeq names its product Rnu3ip2 protein. Bases 1 to 1851 code for a protein of 616 amino acids. NCBI's taxonomy places the organism in Eukaryota, Fungi, Basidiomycota, Agaricomycetes, Agaricales, Psathyrellaceae. The transcript has 6 exons. Gene Ontology annotation, cellular component: small-subunit processome. The record is from RefSeq and is a predicted model, not a curated record. Gene Ontology annotation, molecular function: snoRNA binding; protein binding.